UAUUAUAAAUGUUGCGCUCGGCCUUAUCUGCCUCCAGAGCAUUCUGCGGGAGUGCGUAUAAACUUACGCCUCAUCACGGGGUGCAAACAGUACGAACUUUAUCAGUAUUAGUGACACACACGCGCGCAGUCAAGUUCAAACGCGCAGAGCUGGGCAACCUAGCAUUUCUCUGCUCGUCAAGUGCUUCCCAAAAUAAAAACAUGGCUCCUGUUGGGAGUCAAAACAUCGCUGUAAUGGUGGAGGAUUAUAUAAAGAAUAAACCGGUUAUGAUUUUUUCCAAAUCCUUCUGUCCGUUCUGCGUGAAGGUAAAGGAAUUGUUUAAAAGCUUGGAUAUCGAGUACACAGCGGUAGAGUUGGAUCAGAUAGAGGAGGGUGAGGAGAUGCAGAAGAUUCUAGAGGAAAGAACCGGACAGCGAACCGUUCCCAAUGUUUUUAUCCAGGGAAACCACAUUGGUGGCAAUGAUGAUACCCAUAAACUUCAUGCUGAGGGUAAACUGGUAGCCAUGGUGAAAGCUGCCUCCCACUCGUUCGAAUACGACAUCGUCGUUAUCGGCGGUGGAUCCGGAGGGUUGGCGGCAAGUAAGGAGGCGGCUCGAUUAGGGAUGAAAGUGGCUGUUUGUGAUUUCGUUCAACCUACUCCUAAGGGUACAACCUGGGGUCUAGGAGGAACCUGUGUUAAUGUUGGAUGUAUUCCAAAGAAAUUAAUGCAUCAGGCAGCUUUACUGGGUGAGAGUAUUAAAGAUGCUAAAGCUUUCGGCUGGAAGACUGAUCCUGAACAAACAACCCAUGAUUGGCCAGCAAUGGUUCAAGCUGUCCAAGAUCAUAUUGGAAGUCUCAACUGGGGAUACAGGGUCUCAUUGAGAGAGAAAUCCGUCACAUAUCUAAAUGAAUACGCAACUUUUGUUGAUGAUCACACUCUGAAGUGCGUCAAUAAGAAGGGAAGAGAGAAGUGGGUGACUGCCAACAAGUUUAUUGUUGCUACCGGAGGCCGUCCUAAGUAUCCUGAUAUACCCGGAGCUAAAGAGUUCGGUAUAACCUCGGAUGAUAUCUUUAGCCUGCCCUACGCCCCUGGAAAGGUUCUGCUAGUUGGUGCCUCCUAUAUAGCCCUGGAGUGCGCUGGGUUCCUCAAAGGACUAGGAUAUGAUGUUACCGUAAUGGUUCGAUCCAUAUUUCUCCGAGGGUUUGACCAGCAGAUGGCAGGGAAGAUUGCGGAAUAUAUGGAGGAGCAUGGAAUUAAUAUGAUCCGUGAGUGUGUUCCGAGCAGCCUGGAGGAAUUGGAACCUGGUACCCCGGGUAAAAUACAGGUCAAAGCCAAGUAUAAUGACGGAACUGAGUACUCGGACGAGUUCAACACCGUUAUUUUCGCCAUAGGUAGAGACGCUUGUACACAGAACAUCGGCUUAGAUAAGGUCGGAGUCAAGAUGAACCCGUCCAACGGUAAAAUUAUUCACGAUGAGAAGGAGCAGACUAGUGUUCCCAACAUAUAUGCUAUCGGUGAUGUGCUGGACGGUAAGCCUGAACUAACUCCUGUAGCUAUCCAGGCUGGUCGUCUCCUGGCUAAACGUAUAGCUGGAGUAUCGGAGACUCUAACUGACUACGUGAAUGUUUGUACCACUGUAUUUACCCCCCUGGAGUACGGAUGCUGUGGACUAUCGGAGGAGGACGCAGAGGAACAGUACGGCAAGGAGGACAUAGAGGUUUAUCACGGUAACUUCUGGCCUCUUGAAUGGACUGUAUCCCACCGACCGGAGAAUGCCUGCUAUUCUAAACUCGUCUGCGUCAAGUCGAUGAAGGAAAAGGUUGUUGGGUUCCACUACCUGGGCCCAAAUGCUGGUGAGGUGACCCAAGGGUUCGGUAUAGCCCUCAAGAUGGGAGCCACCAAGGAGGACUUUAACUCCCUCAUCGGUAUCCACCCAACCACCGCCGAGAGUCUCACCACCAUGGAGAUUACUAAGUCUAGCGGGGUUGAUGCCUCCGCUACCGGCUGCUGAGGUUAAUUCUUCUGAGAUAAUUCCAUUCAGUUGGAUUUAUCUCAGCUCUAACAUUGUACAGGAGAGUCGACAUUAAGCUCCAGCCUUAUUUAAAACAAUGAAUUUAGUAAAACUAUCAGUCAUUAAUCUUCAAUAGUUAAAGCCUCCUGUACAAUUGUUAUAUAUAUAUGUGAGAAUUCAGCUUGCAUGCUGUAUAUGACGAUCCUACUCCUAUUCCAAUAGCGGAAGAGUUGAAUCUGAUAAAUAUUCUCAAUCUUUGUCAUAGUUUUAACGCACUGGUGAAAACAUGCAUAUUUUAUGUAAAUCUAUAUAAACCAGUUUUAUCAACUAAAAUUUAGUUUAAAUUGAUUUUAAUGAAAGUAUUUAUCCACAUUUAUGUUCUUUUUAAAUCUGCAUUUGUGAAUUUUCUGAUUUAGAUGGUAAAAUAUUGGAUUUCAG
This is a messenger RNA of Eurytemora carolleeae, 2429 nucleotides long. It is a transcript of the gene Trxr1, whose product is annotated as thioredoxin reductase 1, cytoplasmic. The record is from RefSeq and is a predicted model, not a curated record. Bases 9 to 1991 code for a protein of 660 amino acids. The transcript is spliced from 8 exons. Gene Ontology annotation, molecular function: thioredoxin-disulfide reductase (NADPH) activity; flavin adenine dinucleotide binding; glutathione-disulfide reductase (NADPH) activity. NCBI's taxonomy places the organism in Eukaryota, Metazoa, Arthropoda, Copepoda, Calanoida, Temoridae. Gene Ontology annotation, cellular component: mitochondrion; cytosol. Gene Ontology annotation, biological process: cellular response to oxidative stress; cell redox homeostasis; glutathione metabolic process.